Molecule: messenger RNA, 996 nt
Organism: Crotalus tigris (Tiger rattlesnake)
Lineage: Eukaryota; Metazoa; Chordata; Lepidosauria; Squamata; Viperidae
Product: olfactory receptor 51H1-like
Exons: 1
Coding region: 1-996 (331 amino acids)
Biological process (GO): G protein-coupled receptor signaling pathway
Cellular component (GO): membrane
Molecular function (GO): olfactory receptor activity; G protein-coupled receptor activity
Source: RefSeq, a predicted model, not a curated record
AUGGCUGUAUCAGAUGUUCCUGUAGGAAGUGUGUCAGCUGUCACAGUGUUCAACAACAGCAGCCUGAACCUGCCAACCUUCGUCCUGACUGGAAUUCCUGGGAUGGAGGCGAAGAACGCUUGGAUGGCCUUCCUCCUCUUUGUGCUCUCUGUCUCCACGCUGCUUGGAAACAGCCUCAUUCUCUUUGUCAUCAAGAGCGACCGACGCCUUCAGGAACCCAUGUACAUCUUUCUUUCCAUCCUGGCCUGCUCAGAUUUGGGAGUCUCCCUGUCCACCUUCCCAACCAUGCUGAGCGUUUACUGGUUGGACUCCAAGGACAUCCUAUUUAAUGCUUGCAUCACCCAAAUGUUCUUCAUCCACGCCUUUCACUGGCUGGAGUCUGGCAUUCUGGUGGCCAUGGCCUUCGACCGCCUGGUUGCAAUCUGUGAGCCACUGAGAUACCGAACUCUCUUCCCAAACACCGUUGUGGCAAAAAUGGGAGUAGCCACUGCAGUUAGAUGUAUCUCUGUCUCCUUCCCGGUUCCCUUUCUGAUUAAGCGUCUACGUUUCUGCAAAUCCAGGAGACUUUCUCACACCUACUGUCUCCAUCCCGACGUAAUGAAUCUGGCCUGUACAGACAUUAAGGUCAAUAUCUUGUAUGGGGUGGUCAUCAUCAUUUUUACAUUGGGGUUGGAUGUGGUCAUCAUCCUCGCCUCGUACGUUGUGAUUUUGAAGACGGUUCUAGGCAUGGCAUCCCACCAAGGACGUCUGAAGGCUCUGAACACUUGUGUCUCCCACGUUUGUGCCAUCCUCAUUUUUUACAUCCCCAUGAUCUGCGUCAGUCUGCUCCAUCGGUACGGGAAGCACCAGCACCCCCUGGUCCACCUGCUGAUGGCCAACAUCUACAUUGUGGUCCCACCUCUCCUUAAUCCCAUCGUCUACAGCCUAAAGACCCAGCAGAUUCGGAAGAGAAUGUACAACAUUUUUGCAAGGAAGAAAAGCAGGAUUUUACGGUAG